Malania oleifera is the source of this 1923-nucleotide messenger RNA. RefSeq lists its product as uncharacterized. NCBI's taxonomy places the organism in Eukaryota, Viridiplantae, Streptophyta, Magnoliopsida, Santalales, Ximeniaceae. The coding region runs from base 1 to 1923 and encodes 640 amino acids. Gene Ontology annotation, biological process: DNA integration. The record is from RefSeq and is a predicted model, not a curated record. Gene Ontology annotation, molecular function: nucleic acid binding. The transcript has 6 exons.
AUGGAAGCGUACGUGGACGACAUGUUGGUCAAAAGCUUGGUAGCAGGACAACAUUACAAAGACUUGAGAGAAACAUUCAAACUCCAUCGCCGGUACCACAUGAAAUUGAACCCAUCGAAGUGUGUGUUUGGUGUUUCUGCAGAAAAGUUCCUAGGCUUUAUGGUGACUCGUAGAGGUAUAGAAGCAAACCCAGAGAAAAUAAGAGCGCUGCUGGAGAUGGAGGCCCCACGGAUAAAAAAGGAGAUCCAAGUUUUGAUAGGGAGGAUAGCCUCUCUCAAUAGGUUUGUCUCCUGCUCAGGGGACAAAGGCUUACCUUUCUUCAAAGCAGCAAAGAAUGGGGAAGACCUUUACCUAUAUAUAGCAUCCACAGAAAAUGCCGUCAGCUCUGUCCUGGUUCGGGAAGAAGGUAGGAAGCUUCAACCCAUUUAUUACACUAGCAAGGUGCUCAGUGGAGCCGAAAAGAACUACGGCAAGGCGGAAAAAGUCGUUUUCUCCAUCGUCUGCGCAGCGCGAAAAUUAAGGCCCUACUUUCAAGCUUAUAAGGUAAUUGUGUUAACAAACCUACCGAUGAGACAAAUUCUACAGCGGCCGGAGAUUUCGGGAAGGAUGACAAAAUGGUUCUCCAACUCAUCUACUAAGCCAGACGUAUGGACACUACAUGUUGAUGGGUCAUCUAACGCUGUUGGAGGGGGAGCUGGAUUCAUCCUUUCGGCCCCAGACGAUAGUGAAACUCUUUUCGCAUUGAAGCUGGAGUUCACAACAACCAACAAUAAUGCGGAGUACGACGCUUUGUUGGCAGGCCUACGCUUGGCAGAAGCAUUAGGGGUGGCACAGAUCAAGGCCCAAGAAUACAAGAAAGCAUUCAUUCGGUUCAAUAUAGAACAUGUACCAAGGGCAGAAAACAAAAAGGCCGACGCACUCGCGAAAUUGGCCUUAGCAACCGGUACGGAAUGGAAAGACGCUAUUUAUCUAGAGCGAAUAGGGAAACCCUCAUACGAGGAAGACAAAGUUAACUCAGUAGAGUCCGAAAUCAACAAGAACGAUUGGAGGGCGCCUUUAUUCCUAUUUCUCCAAGACGGAUCCGUACUAGAAGACAACAAGGAAGCUCGGAGAGUGAGAAGGAAAGCAGCAAGAUAUACGCUGAUAGGCUGGGAGCUGUACAGACGAUCUCUAACACUGCCCUACCUUCGUUGUCUAAAUAAUGAAGAAAGGACAUAUGUACUAAGGGAAAUCCACGAAGGAGUAUGCGGAAACCACCUUGCCAGAAGGGCCCUAGCCCACAAGACCAUGCGGCAGGGGUUUUACUGGCCUACAAUGAAGAAAGACGCGGUUGAGCUCGUCAAGAGAUGCGACAGAUGUCAACGAUGUGCAGUUGUGAUAGUUACAGACCACGGGAAGCAGUUCGACAACGAGCGCUUCAAAAAGUUCUGUUCGGACCUAUGUAUUAAGCUACUCUUUGCGUCAGUGGCGCACCCCCGGAGCAAUGAACAGGUAGAGAACAUGAAUCGAAUCAUACUGCACGGACUGAGGACGCAACUCGAGUCCAUGCAAGGUAGAUGGGCAGAGGAACUCCCUUCCCUCAUAUGGGCGUACCACACCACCAAGAGAGCAGUAACAGGGGAAACCCCUUUCAUGCUUAUCUUUGGCGCAGAGGCGGUCAUCCCAGCAAAGGUAGGGAUACCCUCUUGGCGAAGGCAGUACUUCAACGAGCAGACCAACAAUGAAGAACUCAAAUCAGAAAUAGACCUACUGGAAGAGAGACAGGAUCAGUUCCUACAGGCUAAUUGGCUUUACUCCCCUCUCCAACUUCCUCCUCCUCCCCUUCCUCAUCCUCGUCUAUAUCUUCCACGGAUUCAGGACUCUCAUUGCCAUAACACUGAGAGCUCACACCUUCCAGCAGAAGCUCAGGAUGUUUGGUCUUGA